AUGCAACGCCUUGUGUGCCUCACUGCCUUGCUCGCGGCUGGCGCCCACGCAGCGUCCCAGCCUGCGUGGCAUGUGUGCCACCGCCAGCACGACGCCUGCGCAACCAAGAACUGGGUCUGCUGCGUCGGCCCCGACGACAUUACGAGCGGCAAGACCACGUGCCGCCCGACGUGCGAGACGACGCCGCCGCGCAUGAAGCUCACGGAAGACUGCGACGACGACGACGACGACGACGGCAAUUAUGACGACGACGACGGCGAUGAUGGCGACGAUUCGGGGUCGGGGUCCGUCGAUCCGAGUGACGACGAACCCUCUGACGAGCCCUGCGACGACGACCCUUCGGACGAGCCUUCCGAUGAGCCUUCCGAUGAGCCCUCUGACGAACCUUCUGACGAACCCAGUGACGAGCCAUCCGACGAGCCCAGUGACGAGCCUUCUGAUAAGCCCAGUGACGAGCCCUCCGACUCUGGCUCAGGCUCCGCCUACCCGACCGACGAGCCCUCGGACGAGCCUUCGGACGCGCCCAGUGACUACCCGUCCCAAGACCCCGUCUACCCGACCGAGGACCCCAGUCCGUCGCCGUCGCCCUCCAACAAGCCGACACUCGGACCUCGCCCCGUCACCGGUGACCUCAAGACGCAGAUCAUCUACCAGACGUCGGUCAUUCGUGCUGCCCACGGCCUCGGCCCCGUCACCUGGAAUGACGAGCUCGGCGCCAAGAUGCAGGCCUGGGCCGACUCGAACCCGCAGCAGAACGGCGGUGGCCACGGCGGCCCGCCCGGCAACCAGAACCUCGCCAGCUUCCUCGUCUGCAAGAACGACUGCAUGGCCAGCGCCGGUCCGGCUUGGAGCUGGUACUCGGGCGAAGAGAAGCUCUGGGACUACAACACGAACAAGAGCAAGGACGGCAACUGGAUGACGACCGGUCACUUUUCCAACUCGAUGGACCCGGGCGUCAACGAGAUUGCGUGCGGCUACUCGACGUUUUACAACCCAACGAUUCAGGCCGACGACUCGCUCGUGUGGUGCAACUACCUCGGUGGCAACGACAAGCCGAUUCCGCGACCGCUCAUGGACCAAGAGGCGCUCAUGAAGAAGCUAGUCUCGGCGUAUUGA
Saprolegnia parasitica CBS 223.65 is the source of this 1116-nucleotide messenger RNA. RefSeq lists its product as hypothetical. Bases 1 to 1116 code for a protein of 371 amino acids. The transcript has a single exon. The record is from RefSeq and is a predicted model, not a curated record. Lineage: Eukaryota; Oomycota; Saprolegniomycetes; Saprolegniales; Saprolegniaceae.